Dentiscutata erythropus is the source of this 444-nucleotide messenger RNA. The record is from the annotation of a GenBank genome assembly. Lineage: Eukaryota; Fungi; Glomeromycota; Glomeromycetes; Diversisporales; Gigasporaceae.
AUGCAUCGACAAUGGAGGGUUAAAGUAAAGGGAAACGAAAAAAUAAAUUUGAGGAGAAUGAAGAAGAAUACGCAAAUGGUGGUGAAGAAAAAAAGGAGGAAAAAAGCAGUAGAAUACCUGUUAAAAGGGGGUGACGAGAAAUUAAACAUGUAUCCACAAAAGGAUAUAUUACAAAUAUUAAAUGAUAGCGGUUUCCACUCUGAAGAGUGGAAAAUGACAGAUGAAGAAUAUGAAGAAGUUGAAAUACUAAAAAACGCUUCAAUUUGGAUGUUAAAUAUGGCAGCACUUAGAAAAUUAAAGUGGAAAAAUAGAAUCGUUCUGAUCUAUGACCCAGAUACCACUGACCAAGAUGAUGAUGAUAAUAAUAGUGAUGACAAUAAUGAUCAUGAAGUAGGAACAAGUAGUAAAAAAAGAAAACGGAAAGAUAAUAAUAAUGAUCAUGAA